AUGAGAACUUUCCCCGAGUUUAUCGCUCUCAUCGCUCGAUCUCCUUGGGCAUACGUGGGCGGCGUUUCCUUAUCACGAAUAUGGCCGGACUUGCUGCACAUUUUAGACUUGGCACUGAGUCCGGAGGCAGCAGCCAGUGCCCUCACAGCCACUGCCGAGCAGAGCCCGUGGCCGGGCCAGACGCAACAAUUGCGGCUCUCUGCCGCUUACGCUGACUUCGUGAACAUGUGCCGCGCGGACAAGGUUCGCUCCAGAGCACCGCCGUUUCAGCUGGAUGCGAUCAAGGGGAACAAGAAGAAACUGAAGUUUCCCACGUUCGCUCAGAAACAUCUGAGCGGGGCCGAGUCAGUGGUGCUUGUGCGAUGGCUCGCGCUGGUAUGUGCUCGAGAAGCUGAAAAAGAUGGCAGCGAGCACAACAAGUUGCGUGCUGCACUGUUUCUGGGUUUGGGCACAAUGAGGAAAAUCCUCACGUCUGCUGGCUUUUACCUGAAUGCCGAGGAGCUGAGAGAGCUGGAGUACUACAACACAAUGUAUCACUCCGCUCUCAAUGCUCUGGCUACGGAAGCCAUGCAUCAUGGUCAGCUGCUGUGGAAGGUCCGGCCGAAGGGCCAUCAGCUGGAUCAUCUUUGUCUGGAUGCUGCGGUUCUGAUGAACCCCAUCCAGACUUCGGCUUAUUCCGAGGAAGAUCUUGUGGGGCGCAUGAAGCGCCUGGCGUUGCAGUGCCAUCCACGUCGGCUUGGACUGACGGUGCUGCAGAGGUACUGCUGGUACUGCUGCGUGAGGUGGCUGAAGACUGAUGAGUGA
Messenger RNA from Symbiodinium sp. CCMP2592, 804 nucleotides. Lineage: Eukaryota; Dinophyceae; Suessiales; Symbiodiniaceae. The record is from the annotation of a GenBank genome assembly.